Messenger RNA from Monopterus albus (swamp eel), 2275 nucleotides. Its product is annotated as nuclear factor 7, brain. Gene Ontology annotation, molecular function: zinc ion binding; protein binding. The transcript is spliced from 6 exons. Lineage: Eukaryota; Metazoa; Chordata; Actinopteri; Synbranchiformes; Synbranchidae. The record is from RefSeq and is a predicted model, not a curated record. Bases 176 to 1582 code for a protein of 468 amino acids.
GAAAACCAAGAGCAUUUGCUACUUCAUGUCAAGAACAAUAGACAGAACAUUCUGACACAAGUUUAACUAAAAAAUGUUGUUGUCGCUGACAGAGGACUCAUUAAGGACUUAACCCUGAGGACUUACUGUAUGCUGUUUGGAACUGUGGAUUUACUUUAUUGUACUCAACAAGGUAAUGACCAUGUCACUUCCAGAGGAGGAUCUUACAUGCCCAGUGUGUUGUGACAUCUUUACAGACCCUGUUUUGCUGUCAUGUAGCCACAGCUUCUGCAGGAGCUGUCUGAAGCGUUGUUGGGACACAGGGUUGCGUGAGUGUCCAGUGUGCAGGAAACGAGCCUCCAAGUCCAGUCCUCCCUGCAAUUUGGCUCUGAAGAAUGUCUGUGAGGCUCUUCUGCAGGUCAGGAGGCAGAGUUCAGUGCUGGGGGAAGAAAUGAUUAACUGUAAUCUGCAUGGGGAGAAGUUAAAACUCUACUGUUUGGUUGACAAACAGCCCAUCUGUGUGGUGUGUCAGUCUUCCAAACUGCACAAGAUCCAUGACUGUGCACCCAUAGAAGAGGCAAUGCUGGAUUGCAAGGAUGAACUUGCUUUAUCUCUCAAGAGUUUGCAAGAUAAAAUGAACCACCUCAGAACAAUUCAGAAGGCUUCUGCGGACAUGUUCGAGUUCAUCAAAAGUCAAGCCCUGGAAACACAGAGACUGAUCAAGAGCCAGUUUGAGCAGCUCCAUCAGGUCCUCUACCAAGAAGAGUCAGACAGAUUAGCAGCUGUGAAAAAGGAUGAAGAAGAGAAGAUUUCAGGGAUGAAGAAAAAGAUCAAAGAACUUUCUGCAGAGGUUCUGUCCCUCAUACAGACCAUCUCAGUAGUACAGGAGCAGCUGAAGGAAGAUGAUAUGGUUUUGAUGAAGAAUUUUAAAGACACUCAGGACAGAUGCAAAAGCACUGAUCCUGGUUCAGACGACAUGUCUGGGUUACUGAUUGAUGUGACCAAGCAUCUCUGCAACCUUAAGUAUGCAGUAUGGGAGAAAAUGCUGGCGCACAUUGACUUUACUCCAGUGACCUUGGACCCAAACACAGCACACCCCUGCCUCAUCCUGUCUGAGAACCUCACUUCCUUCCACUAUUCAAAGCAGCCUAGCUAUUGCCCUGACAACCCAGAGCGCUUCCACAUAAGCGCUGAAGUGGUAGCCAUGACUGCGCUUGGCUCAGGAAGUCACCAGUGGGUCGUGGAAACAGGAAGUAAUCAGGACUGGCUCUUGGGGGUGGUCUCUUUGUCUGUACCUAGGAAUGCUGAGCUCUCAGCUCGGCCUGAAAAUGGUUUCUGGACUUUAUGUUCCCGAGAUGGAGAGUUCAGGGCAAUGACGUCUCCACCCAUCACACUGACCCUUUCAAGACCACCCAAACAAAUCAAAGUGCAACUGGAUUACAACAAGGGGACAGUAUCUUUUUUUGACCCUGCUGAAAAUACACUUAUUUAUGCAUUUAUACACACAUUUACUGAACCUUUACUUCCAUAUUUUUACACACAGAGCAGUCAUCCAUUGAGAAUAAUGCCAGAGAAGGUACUUGUUACAAUGUUGCAUCAAUAACUGGAUGAAUGAUUAAUUAAUUACAUUAAACACACACGCACACACACAGUUGGGGUCCUGUUUUGAUAGAAAAACUAAAUUUGGGUUGGGUGGAUUGACUGGCCUAAUGUUCAUGAUUCUGACAGAAGUCUUGGAAAAUAUUUGAUAUGGUAUUCUUCAUCUGGAUCCUUCUUUUAAAACACAUUAUCUAAUAAAUUAGCAUUCUGGUUCUUAAGUUGCUAAUAUACUUGACUAAACAUGCAUUGCUCUCAGUUGUUAAAAAAGGGGAGUCAGGUUGAAAAGGUAUGAUUAAUGUAAAUAAAUAUCAAGAAGUUUAGGUUAGUUCAUAGAUGAGUUUGAAUAAACUAAAGUGUGACAAAGAGAAUUUUAGAUUUUUGUGUUCAUUACCAUAAUACACUGAGUUUAUUUUUUACAUGUUCAGCACCAUGCACCUUAAGACAUAUACAUCACACGUGCUCUUGUUAGAAAACAUUGUUUUUUGCGUAGCUGCAUGGUGGCUUUGAUUUGUGCUUAAACUUUAGUUUUAUGAAGUGAUGUAUGUUUAAUUCAUCAAGAAGGUCAAAAGGUUCUCUGUACUGGAAGGAUUAUGUAUGGAUUUAUUUCUGUUGCACACAUGAUGGCGCCAAAGUCAAAGAAAUCUUUGGAGGAUUUCUGUAAAAGGGAGGCUGAAGCUUAGAAAAAAACAAUUUACAA